GGCGUUGUUUAACUGGUUUGACGUGCUUGGGUGAGGAAAAAUGGUACGGCAAACUAUUUCUAGAGCAUUCUUUUACAUCGGGGUGACAAAGGAACAACAGCGGAUGCAAAAGUUAGACAAUCUGAAGUAAAGACCAACCCGCAGAAUCGGAAAAGGCCUGAAUUGUUCCUGUCCAAGACUGGAUUUACCAUAGAAUAUCAACAUGUGGUCCACUGUUUUUCACUUAUUUGGGAGUUGAUGGAGCCACCUGGUGCACCUUGAUCAUGGCCCAAAGCAAAUGACAUUUGAAAUUUUCAAUACACUCCACUUUUUGUAUCUGAUGAAAACUAGUAUAAGAAUACUGAAAGAACUCUAAAAGGUUUUGAUUUCCACUGGGUCACUAUGCAGGAUGACUCACGUGAUUGCGUUGAACUGAACACCACAAACCCCAAGGACUUGUCACAUCAAACAAGGGAUAUAAACCAAAAUGGAAAACAGAAUGAGCGUAAAGGAACACAUAAAGACAAUAAUUCUGCCCAGAAUGGGGGUAAACAACCCAGUGGUAGUGGAAUAAAUCAGCUCAACAUUGAGCUAGGAAUUGCUAAGACAAAGAAAUCCCCAGAACCCCUUCAAGCAUGCACAUCCCUUAGGACAACCAAUCCAACCUCAAACGGCAUCGCAAACUCAUCACUUCCUGAAGCCAGUGAAGAAGACAACACUAUCAGCUGCGUAAGGAAAUGUUUCCAAUCCUCCAGAACUAAUCAUGAUUGUUCAGAAGCAGAGCCAGAAAUCAUAGAAGUCCCUGAACGUCAGAGUGCAAGAAUUCGGCGCAAUGCUGCCUCCGGUGCAUGUCGCUGUUACCAGGCAGUGCGGUUAGGAUUUCUGCAGUGUCUGGAGGACACCCCGUUUGUGGUACCAGGCCUGGUAUUGAUCAUCUUGUUUUGUGUGACAAUCAUCGUUGUCAUCGCUGCUAGACAUUUAACUGGUCAUGUAGGACCAUUAGCAGUGGUGUGUGUUGUGCUCUGCCUUUGUGUCCCGCUGUUGGUGUGUUUGCCGUGCCUGCCCAGCUUGCGCAGGUGUGAACAGAUGCUUGCGCUCUCCAUCUGGUUCACACUAUUCAUCACUGCCAUUGUCUUCAUCUUCACCGACAAAGUCGACACACCAUGGGAACAAGUGGCAUUUUUCCUUUUUCUCUCUCUAUCAGUAUAUACAAUCUUGCCCCUUACUGUUUGGUGGGCUAUGAUCUUUGGUAUCGGAGCCAGUGUCUGUCACAUCAUCAUCAUCAGCGUCAUUGUAUCUGUUAACCACCCCAGGCCACGUGACGUGGCAGUGCAGCUGGUAGCAAAUGUGGUGCUGUUUCUGUGUAUAAAUUGUGUGGGACUUUUUCACCUCUGGCUCACUGAGAAUGGACGCAGAAAGUCCACCAUGAGCCGAGAAACCUUUAGCUACAACCGCUCCAAACGAGCUACACAGAAGCGUGAUCAGGAACACCUCCUCCUGUCUGUGCUGCCACGGUACAUUGCCAUGGAGCUCAAAGGAGAGGUUGUUAAAGGCCUGUCUAGUACAUUCACAGGAGCCGAGAAUAAGCCAAACUUCCACAACUUGUAUGUCAAGCAGCACAAAGACGUCAGCAUUCUGUAUGCAGACAUUGUUGGUUUCACCAGCCUUGCCAGCACCUGCACUCCUGAGGAGCUUGUCGUCAUCCUUAACAAACUCUUCGGCAAAUUUGAUGACAUUGCCAAGAAAAAUGAGUGCCUGCGUAUCAAGAUUCUGGGUGACUGCUACUACUGCGUUUCAGGCCUUCCCGAUCCAAUCCCUCACCAUGCACGCAACUGUGUAAAGAUGGGACUGGAUAUGUGCACUUCCAUUAAUAAGCUGAGGGAAGCGACAGGUGUGGACAUCAGCAUGAGGGUUGGCGUGCACUCAGGAAACGUGCUUUGUGGGGUAAUUGGCUCGCUCAAGUGGCAGUAUGACGUCUGGUCAAAUGACGUCACUCUAGCUAACCGCAUGGAAUCUGGAGGUGUUCCAGGAAGGGUUCACAUUACAGAAGAGACCCUUGGAAACUUAGGUGGGAAAUACCAAGUCGAGGAGGGGAACGGAGCCAGCCGGGAUUCUGCUCUGGAGGGCAGGAAAACGUACCUAGUGAUUGACCCCAACACACAAAAUAGCAAAGAUUCAAAACCAAAGGUCAACAAUCUGGCAACGAAUAGCAGACCAAAGCAGAGGGCUUCAGUGAGAAUGUCUCAGUAUCUACAGUCCUGGAAGAGCAUCAACCCCUUUUCAGAGCUCAACCGAACUGAAGAAUCGAUUGCUGUCCCAAUAAGCCCAACAAGUGACAUUGGUCAGUCACAAGAGGACACGGAAUCAGCUAACCACCAACCAUAUACCUACUACCAAGAAAACAGGCGUUCAUUUGUGUCAGAAAAUGGGUCAAUGCAGUCACUGGACCCACUAGAUGUUUCGGGAACCAAAACAAAGAAACUCAACUGGUUGACGCUGCUUUUCUCUGAUAUAAAUAUGGAGAAGCAGUAUCUGCAGAGCGAAGUAAAUGAUAUGCAUCAGUCUGCGGCUUGUCUGGCUCUUAUCUUCACUGCCAUAUUCACUGUACAGAUGCUUACUUCACAAAAAAAUACACCUCUGGCAAUAUCAUAUGGAGUCACCUUACCUGUCCAGUUGUUGAUACUGCUGGUGAUCAGCAUCGGAUUCCUAAAGAAAUGGAACACUAAGAUCCCGUGCUGUAUGAAAUGGAUAUCACUGCCGUAUGGACUGAUCACAAAGUCGGUACUGAGACUUUUUCUGGUCUUCACCUGUCUCCUUAUCACACUACUCAUGGCCAUCCUGAACAUAGUGUUUAUUCCAGGUGAUAACUGCCUAAGCGUCAGCAACAGUGGGACCGCACUGGAUGAUCUAAAUCUCUAUUCUGUACCGUAUUAUCUGUAUUGCUGUUUAAUGGCCAUGCUGGGGGUGGUGGUGUUUGUGCGAGUGUGUUUUUCCGUUAAACUCUUUCUCCUCACACUUGCACUAGUUGUCUACCUUGCUCUCUUCCUGUACGUGUAUGCACCACGUUCUGAUUGCUACAUAAUGCAACUCUACAACCGUUCCAACACAUCUGGAGUUCUAAAUGAGCCUAAGCUCAUGUCAGGGAUUUGGCUUUGCGUCUUCUACAUCGCCUGUCUAAUUCUGGCCCGACAGGACGAGUUGGCAUGUCGUGUUGAGUUCCUUCUAGAGAAGUGCUUUGAGAAAGAGAGAGAGGAGAUGGAGAUGACGGAAAAUGUCAACAAGCUCCUCCUCAAAAAUUUGUUGCCUUGUCAUGUUACUAACUUCUUUAUUGGCAAAAAUGUUCCCAACCAGGACUUGUACAGUCAGUCUUGUGAAUCUGUGUGUGUGAUGUUUGCCUCGGUGCCCGAAUUUAAGGAAUUCUACACAGAGGACAGUGUAAAUAAAGACGGCCUGGAGUGUCUGAGAUUCCUCAAUGAAAUCAUCACAGACUUUGACGAGCUUCUCAGCAAGCCCAAAUUCAAUGUCAUUGAGAAAAUUAAGACUAUAGGCACCACAUACAUGGCUGCUGCUGGACUGACAAAUCCUACCAGAGGAGAGGAGCGAAAGGACAGCGAUGCGUGCAAACAUAAUGUGAGAAGUAUGGUGGACUUUGCCAUGGCUUUAAUGGGAAGACUCGAAAACAUCAACAGACAUUCUUUCAACAACUUCAAACUCAGAAUAGGAAUAAACCAUGGCCCUGUCAUUGCUGGGGUAAUUGGAGCUCAUAAACCUCAGUAUGAUAUCUGGGGUAAUGCCGUGAAUGUAGCAAGCAGAAUGGACAGCACUGGCAUACUGGAUAAAAUACAGGUGACUGAAGAAACUGCACACGUGGCUGAGAGCAUAGGGUUCGUGGUGACCAAGAGAGGCAUCGUGAACGUGAAAGGCAAAGGACAGCUUACCACUUACUUCAUCAACACUGAGCCAUCAUUACAGCACUCAUAAUUCAUAUACAAUACACAGUACAUACACUGGACUGUAUUGAUGCAAUGCUGCACUUAAAUGACCACAAGCUACAAGCCCUGUGGCUUUGCACGUGUGCCAAAUGCACUUUGCUAAUAUUAGAAUAUGGAAUUUUGUUGGAUGUUUUCAUUAAUGCCUUUGUUUACAAUAUUUAUUUAUUAAAGACUGUUUCUCACAUACAUCUCCCAUUUUUCUAUUCA
This is a messenger RNA of Hemibagrus wyckioides, 4178 nucleotides long. RefSeq names its product adenylate cyclase type 4-like. Lineage: Eukaryota; Metazoa; Chordata; Actinopteri; Siluriformes; Bagridae. Gene Ontology annotation, cellular component: plasma membrane. The transcript is spliced from 26 exons. Bases 382 to 3960 code for a protein of 1192 amino acids. The record is from RefSeq and is a predicted model, not a curated record. Gene Ontology annotation, molecular function: adenylate cyclase activity. Gene Ontology annotation, biological process: adenylate cyclase-inhibiting G protein-coupled receptor signaling pathway; cAMP biosynthetic process; adenylate cyclase-activating G protein-coupled receptor signaling pathway.